Molecule: messenger RNA, 4227 nt
Organism: Micropterus salmoides (largemouth bass)
Lineage: Eukaryota; Metazoa; Chordata; Actinopteri; Centrarchiformes; Centrarchidae
Product: trichohyalin
Exons: 29
Coding region: 114-3785 (1223 amino acids)
Source: RefSeq, a predicted model, not a curated record
UCCUGUCAAUCAAGACUAACGAGUGCAGCGGCUGUUCACUUUCUGCACUGAGGAGUCAACUUCAGCAUCGAUUUAAACUCUCCGCGUUUGUUCCCUGAAAGCAAUAAUAGGACAUGGCUGACAGAGGCCAUGGAGGAGCAGAGAGAGAUGCAGAGGACACAGAUGAGCUUCUUUGCACAGAUAUGGAUGACAAUAGCAGUGGGUUUGGACCAGAUACUCCGCCUCUCAAACUGGACCACUGUGACCUUCUCUUAGAUGCUAUUGAUGCUCAGCUUGGUCAGCUGCAGGUCCAGCCCCAGAAACGUCAAGCAAUUACCAGAGAGGUGGAUAGCAGCGAAGCAGCUCCUCUUGGGUGGAGUCAGUCUCUGAGCAAAGACACAGGGCUUGGAAGUACAACACAAACAAAUGACACUCCGAUGAUUGAGCAAACAACAGAGAGGAGCACAGGCUGCCAGGAAAGUCCUGCCUCUCAUGAGGGAACUAGGCAGAAAUCAGACAGAAAAACAAGAGACAAAGAGGAAAUAGAGUCUCACAGGGAGCAAGUCAUGUGGAGGCUCGAGAGACUGCUUGGAGACACCUGUAAUGAGGGAAGGAUGGCUGGAGAAACCCACCCUCCUUCAGACAGCAUCUGCACUGAGGACUUUGCCAAACGCUUCAGAGAUGAGAUGGUGGAUUUGGCAUUGCCAAAGAGUAAUAUGCAGCAACUAGACAAAGCAAAAGAGGCUGAGAAGUUAGAGAUAUGUGACUGUGACGCUUGUCAGAGUGAACAAAAGGGACAAAAUGUUUUUAAUGUAAACACAAGAGGUGCAGCAACAACUGGGAAAAACAGUAAAGACAUAGACGCUGCUCGCUAUUCCCCGUCAAACAAGCCAUGUCAAAGAAAGAAACUGGAGAAAUGUCUUUUUGACAGCUACGGAGUAAACACAUCACAUGUUAGUGAGAAAGCAGGAACUGGAGAGAGAUACAACAUACCACAGCGGCUUGGCGAUGAUGGCAGCAUCUCUCACAGAACAGAGGCCAUAUCUGAACAUGAAGCCCAGCGGCAGAACGACAGCCAUUUUCACAAGGCCAGGUGCUUGGCAGGAGUGCCUGUGUGGAGUUUUGACACCGUGUCCAUUGACAGUGACCUUGACUCAGUCUGCACCGAACAAGUUAGGCAGCAUAUUCACAAGCGGCCAGCAUGGCGCUCGCUCCUUCAGUCUGUCACAGGCAUGGAUGACUACUGUACCAACCAGAGUGACUAUGACACACCCACACAGGAAGAAAGUGAACCUCGAUCUACAUCAGGCCAGAGGUCCUCUCAUGGAAAUGUACAGAACAGAAGUCCUUCUGCCCGUAAAGCACAGCGUAAUAAGAGAGAAACUUACAGACUUGUGUGUUUGGGGGACUAUGACAAGGACACAGAUGAGGAAAUGAAUCACCGGAGCAGGAAAUGCAGGUCUGAGAAGACAUCAGAGAUGUUGCAGUGUGAUUGGGUGAAGAUGAAAGAGCGGCUCUCUACACUCCGACAAGAAUGUGAGAAAGAGGAGGAGACGCUGCAGUUGAAGAAGAUGCAGUUAAAAGAUGUUGAGUUCUCCCUUGGUGAACUUCAACAGAGAAGAAAGCAUGCCUUUCAGGAAUUACAUCGAAUGACUGUAGAGACAACAAAAAUGGAGAAGGAGAGGAGGACUCUGGAGUUCGUUUUGAGAGACAGCAGGGCAGGGAAGGAUGCUCUUAGUUCUCAGCUGCACGAGCUGCAGAGCCAGAGAGACUCCUGUAUCCUCGAGUUAAGAGACAUGGAGGAAGACCUCGCUGCUCUGACUCAAUAUAAACAGACUCUAAAGGAGGCAGCCUUCACCGAGAGGCCCAGUGUCGUCAUGUCAGUGCUGGAGAGGGAGGAGAUGGACAGACAGCUGGACAGCGCCAAAACAGAACUGUUUGCUGAACAGCGACGAGCAAGAGAGAAGCUAGAGUCCAUGCAAGAAGCAGUAGAGGUUCAGGUGGGCGAGUUGCAGGGUGAACUGGGACAAUGCAAGGUCAGAGUGGGUACUCUGGAGAAGAUGUUGGCUCAGAGGGAGCUGAAGCUGCUAGAUUUGCAGGAGCAACAGAUGGCCUUUCAAGCUGAAAGAGAUGGACUGAAGGUGGAGCUACAGCACCUGAAAACCCAGCACUGCAAUGCACUGAAAGAAGCCCAGGAGCAAGCCCAUAGAGUGAUGAAGGCCGCAUUGAAGCAGCAAAAGACAGAUUUGGCACUGGCUUAUGAGCAGCAAAUCAAAAAGGUUAAUAAGCAGACUGAAGAGGAGAAGGCAGACGCUUUGAAAGAACAAGCUCUGUCUCUCACCCAACACAUUGAGUCCUUACAAAGUUCCCUUCAGCUAAAAGGAGAAGAGGCAGAGAAGCUGAGGAAUUCUCUGGAGCAGCAGAAGGAGGAGGCAAAGAAGCAUGAAGAGGAGCUGCGGGUAGAAGCCCUGGAAAAGUCUGCUCCCACUCAGGUGCAGAAAGCAAUAGAGGAGGAGAGGAGGAAGUUGGAGGCAGAAAAAGUGGAAGCUGUGCAGGUGCAUUGCGGGAUACUGGAAGAGCAGAACAGAAAGAGCCUGGAAUGCAUGAGGAGUGAGAUGCAGCGAGAGAAGAGUAAAGCACUAUCUCUUCAACAUAAAGUGGUGGAACUGAAAACAAGAGUGCAGGAGUUGGAGAGUGAACGCUGUGCGUGGCAGAGAGAGCAGGAGUCUUUGGUGGCUGCUAUUUGCAAGUCACAGAAAGAGGAGCACCAGGCUGAGCUGCAGAAAUUGCGGAGACAGAUGGCGCAGGAGAGUCAGAGAGCAGUGCUGCGGCUUGAGCAGGCUAAUCAGCUGUCAGAGAAAGAGGCUGCGGGACUCCGGGUGAUGAUAGAAGAAAGGGAGAGCAGCCAUAACCAAAUCACAGCUGAAAUGGAACAGCAGCUCAGACACUGGGCCCAGGAGCUGGGAACAGAGUGCCAGCAUCUACACCUCUUACUGGAGCAGAGUGGAACCAAGCCUAGUUCUGUGCAACUACCUCCCAGGCCUUCAGUAGCUGAGGCUCUUUCAAACCUGAGAACACUAACAGAGCAGUUGAAGCACCUGAUUAGCCAUCAACACCAGGAGCUUGAUUCACAGAAACAAAUCUUUGUGCAGCUGAGAAAAGACAAGGAACGAGAAUUGAGCAUCCAGAGGCAGCAGCUCAGGAUGGAGAGAGACCAAGCCUUGGAUUCUCUAAAGGAGCGUCUCAUUCAGGAGCACAUUGAGGAGUUAAGCAGUCUGAGCAGGGCUCAUAUGUGCGAUGGAGGAGCUGAGGGGGGAGGAGUGGCAGCAUCUCUUCGCAAACAGCUGAGGGCCAAAGACCUGGAGCUGAGGCAGGUUCAGAGGAGCAUGGGUCAGUGGAAAGAACAGACUGCAGCUCGUCUGGCAUGCAAGUUUGAGGAAGAGCUGACAGCUGAACUGGAACGGUGCAAGACAAAGUUGUUACGGGACAGAAAAAUAGCGAAGACUCGAGAGGAGAGGAAGAGAAAGCCUGAGAGGCCUGUCGGAGAGAUGACGCUUAGUGCAAAGGAAGCUCAGAAUCCAGUUUGCUCUUCCUCCCUCUAUGUUGCUGCCUCCCACAGUGCCUCAGAUGUGGCUUCAUUUAAGCUUCUACGUUACCUCCAGAGCAGAGUCAAGCAGCUCCGUGUAGAAAACCAGGCCAACACCUGGAGUCCAUCGCCUUCAAAUACAGUCCCUUUAGAUUUGUCAGGAUCCUAUCUUACAACAAUCAAUCAAGGUCUAGACGUCGCUGGGAUUCAGAGCCACUGAUCAAUCAGGAAGUCUGAAGUUAAGGACAUGAAACCUUACUCUGUGUGUGCUACACACACUGGUGAUAUAAUGUUCUCUAAAUCUGACUCUCAGGCAUUUCAAGGUAUGUGUGUGGCCACAGAAAUAAUAAUUUACAGUAACAUAUGCUUAGAUAGCAGAUUAACAAGCAGGUCAGAGUGACAAAUGACACAACCGAUGAUUUGGCCAUAAAGUUCACAUUCCUCUGUGUUACGGUAGUCAAAUUUUAUGACUUAAGGUUACAGUGAACAGUGAGUGAUGAACUGACAUUUCUGUGAAGAUAAUGUGAGUUAUGUAAGAGAAACAUAUAGGGCUGACAGUUCUGGGGUAAUCCCUUGUAUAAUCAUAAAUGUUACAUGAUUACAAUUCAAUAUAAAUUUGUAUGUUGUAAUAAAAAGGAGAUUUGUGUCAAGUUCAAACUAAA